Ectocarpus sp. CCAP 1310/34 is the source of this 492-nucleotide messenger RNA. The record is from the annotation of a GenBank genome assembly. NCBI's taxonomy places the organism in Eukaryota, Phaeophyceae, Ectocarpales, Ectocarpaceae.
AUGCUCAAGGCUCACGGGCUAUCACCCGACGACUGGCUGCAGGAGCUCCUGUCCAGAAGGAAACAGGAUCGCUUGACGACGUUCGAAAUGGGCGAGAGUAUCCGUGGCUAUAACAGGGCGAAGCCCGCGUGGGUCAGGUCCCACAAGCAUUGGCUACGCGAGUUCAUGAUCUCGGAGAAGGACCUUCGCUGGUGCCAGCGAUUCGUGGACCCCGACGGGCUCAUUGCGGUCGUGUCUUUCUCGUACGGGUGCCGGAACACCGACAUCGACGAGGAGGAGCUUUCAAACGCCGUUAGAUCUACGCUCGACGGGAAGCCCCGCAUGUCAUUGGAAGAGAGCCGGGCGGUGGAACUCAUCCUGGAAUUCGAAAAUUUCAUAUCGACCAACCGUAUCCGGCUGGUCGACCUCUUUGAGAGGGUCGACAAAGACAAGGGAGGAACCGUGGACGGCGAAGAGCUCAGGGAGUUUUUGAAGCUUGGGAGGAAAACGUGA